Molecule: messenger RNA, 7461 nt
Organism: Thunnus maccoyii (southern bluefin tuna)
Lineage: Eukaryota; Metazoa; Chordata; Actinopteri; Scombriformes; Scombridae
Product: THAP domain-containing protein 5-like
Exons: 3
Coding region: 176-1060 (294 amino acids)
Molecular function (GO): sequence-specific DNA binding
Source: RefSeq, a predicted model, not a curated record
GAAGAAGAGGAAGCGGAAGAAGACGAAGAAGAAGACGCUAUACAUAUCAGUUGCACUGUGUAACUUGCAUUUGAAUCGCGCUGAGCUGGUUUGAGGUCGUUGUCCGUGUUUUGGAUCCUUUCGCAGUCUGUUUUAAGUUAACGAAAGUUAACUGUAACAUUGCAUACGCCUAAAAAUGUCUUGCUCAGCGUUCGGUUGUACUAAAAGACCCUGUAAGGAGUCGAAUCUUCAGUUUUUCCGAUUUCCGUUGAGUGAUCACGCCAGGCUGAAGCGAUGGAUAAUUAAUGUGAGGAGAAAGAACUGGACCCCGUCGAGCUCGUCACGCCUGUGCUGUAAUCACUUUGAGGAGGAUCAGUUCUUCAUAGACAAGAAGGGCAAGAGGAGGCUGAAGGACACCGCUGUGCCGACCAUUUUCAACUUUCCACCUUAUUUGUUGAAAAAGAAAGAAACUACCAAGGCCACACGGAUCAAGUCGGUAAGUAUGACUAUGAAGGUAAGUGACUGUUCAGUUUCUACUACUGUCCCUUCAUGUUCUGCAACUGGAUUUAUUGCUCAUUAUGACUGGCGAGAACCUAUCACAUCUUUGUGCUCUGUGUUUGAUAAUGAGGCCGAUACUGAAAUGGACAACAGAGAUAGUGUUGGCGAUCUUUCUGCUGAAUAUAACAUCAUCACUGUGAAGGAAGAGCCUGAUGAUGAGAUCAGUAUCUGUCCUGAAAACACAGUUAUGGUCAAAACUGAUGCUGAUGAGGUCGUCUCUGGUGACAGAACUGAGCAUACCACAAGCCAAGACUCUCAAACAAUUACGCAUGAUCAUAGCUAUCUCUGCACGAAACCACCGCAACCCUCUGUGUGCACAGAUCACAGCUACAUCGGCUCUGAGUCUCCCAGAACACUCAAACGUAAAGUACAUGCAGUACAGGAACAGCUGGUCGCAGCUCGCAAAAAGCUGAAGUUGAAGUGUCAGCAGACGAGGAGACUGAAGUCAAGACUCUUGACCUUGAAAGAUCUGAUAAAGGUUCUCCGGAAAAAGUUGGAGCAAAAAAACUAUCAACAAAUUUAGGGCAAGAGCUUCAUAAAUACCUUUUACAUCAAAAACUGCAUUAAUUUCAACAGUUUUACUAUCCAUCAACAACACUGGAAAGAUGUAUAAAAGAAUGUAAUAAAUGGAUGAAUUACAUAAUAAAGUGAGAAAGUUGCAAUCAACUGUAAAUACUUCAAAAAAUAAAAAAAAUACAGCUGUGGAUGAAGGUAAAGGUGAACUUAACUCACAGAACAAGUUUGCAUAAUGAAAGAGGUACAACGCAACAUAAAUUUUAGUAACAAGUAUAAAUUACAGUAAAAAUGGAAACCACAUAAAAGUAAUAGUUCAUAUAUAGCUUAAGAGUGCUUGGAGCAACAGUCUGUACACUCAGUGAGUAAAGUGCAAAGCCUGGUUGAAGGAAUAAAAGCUGCCUUAACAGUUAACAUGAGCAUGGUGCAACAGUCUGUAGGUUGUCUGUAAAAGCAAUCGCAGCAGUCCAUAAGUAAUGGAGGUAAGGUGCAAAAAGUCCAAGAGCCGUUAUUGAUCAUGAGUCCUUGUGUUGCAGACAGUUCAUGUGUAGCAGGCUCACAGCUUGGUGGAAGAAGCUGCUCUGAAGUCUAAUCAUGUGAACAGUUCAUGUGAAGUCGUCAUGAAAGGGACAAAAACCUGACUCAGUCUUUGAAUGUGAAUUUGCUCCAGUAACAACCUCUAUAAAUAAGUGAUGCUCUUGGAACAGCACACUGAUAUCAACUAUAAUAACUGAGAACUAUGAACUCUAACGUUUCAAAGUAUUUACAAUUUGUUACAGCUAUGUCUGACAUGGGGGCAGAGUGUCGAAGACCAUGGUGGUAAGACUGGGAUGGUAAGGGAAUCGUUGGACAGUGCUAUGGCCAAGAGUGUUAAAUAAUAAGAAAAGAGAACCUAUAUUAACAAAAAUAACACUCAUCACAUAAGGCAUGACAUUGCGGGCUAUGUUUGGGCCUAAAAAAUCCAUUAAGGCUCAACUUCAACAGUGAACAAACUGUCAGACAUGAAUAUUUCACUGUUGCUGAAGUCGGGCUGUUUUUAAAAAAAAAAAAAAAAAAAAAUUUCCCCUGGUGGUGAAAUGAACUCCAUCGCAGGAGUGUCAAACUUUAUGUGAGGGUGAUGUACAAAGCUGCCACUUAAACAAUGAGCGUAUGUGGCCAUAACACUGUCCUCAAACCUGCGAGCCUUGUCAGUCUUCCCUGGAUUGGCACCAUCCUUCCACCUGCAUCUCUGGGUGAUGCCAGACAGGAUGAUCUUCAUGUCUGUAUACUGCAGGUGGUGGUGAUGCGGAUCCUCCUUCAUUGCUGCGAUGAGGUUGACGUUUGAUGCAGCUGUCCCCAAUGAUCCACACUGAGGCUGGAUGGAAAAAAAACAUUUUAAUAGUGCGGAAUGUGUCCAUAUUGUAGCCUAUAGAGGAAAAAGUACUCUCAUUAGAUUAUUAGAUGAGCUCCACACAGUUAUCUGAAAACACAUUAUCCCCUGGGCUUAGUUGUAAAGAACAGUCUGCUGUACUGUUUUACAUUAAAUAGUCAUAGAAAAGUAACUAUUCCUCAUGUCUGUGGCAUUGUGUGGGUGCUCAUGCCAUGAUGGUUCCCAGCACUCAGUAACUUCACUUUUUCUAUAAGGAGAAAGAAUCUUUCCAAUAGAUGAUGAUGAUGAUGAUGCCCGUCAUCAACAAUGAAAAGGACCUGAAAAAAAAAAGCAUACAAACACAAAACCAAAGAAUGUUAAUAUUAACGCACACUCACAUGAACUGGACUUCAUUCACUUAACUGGGAGAAUACACAUUAAUCAAUAACAGUGUUCUCUGGUGUAACGUUAACUUAGUUAAAUGAGCAAAUUUCCAUCUGCUGGCUCUUGAACGAACAGCACGUCCAGCAACAACAGUUAGCAAAACUGUAAUAAUGUUAUUGUUCCAUUAUGGUAAAUGAAUUGAAAUCUACAGGAAACUCAUAGCUAAUAGUUAGCCAACGUAAAUUAACGACAUUGACAAACCCCAUUUUGUAUUUUGAUGUCGCUGUUAACACUCACUAAGUUGGGCAACGUAUCCUCAGAUUUGAAGAACUAAUUUUAAAACACAAUGUGAGAAUAUGUUUUACCAUAAGUGGUUACACACAGUUUAUUUUUAACUUACACACAAUAACUUAAUCUACAAUAACGUUACAAGGUUAGUCCUCUUUUAUGUAACAUUUGCCAAAUGUGGACAUGUAUGCAAUUAGCUCCUAAGAUAAGCUAUAGUUUCCACAAUCAUAUUCUGAACGCUAACUUUGUUAGCAGCGACUUCGCACGGUGUAGCCAGGAGGUGAUGGGUGAUGGGUGAUGUCAUGGUGGCUACGUCCACUUGUGUUAUACAGUCUAUACUCCUAACUUGCAAUUUCAGCCUUCCUUAGAGUUAGCAGAGGUAUCUGCAUCUUUAUGGGCUUUGAAUAAAAUCCUUGUAGGCUUUGUAGUCUCAGCUCUUCACAAAGUAACACUGAAACCAAAUGCAGUUUUGUCACGAAUAAAGCAAUACCAUCUACCUGAAGAAGCAAUUAAAGGCAUUAAACCUGUAAUUAAUUUUCUUCUAGAAAAGGGUGUAUUGGUACCUACUUCAUAUCCUUGUAAUACACCCAUUCUCCCCAUUCCUAAAGCCAGCAGACCUGGAGAAUGACGCUUCGUGCAAGACCUUAAAGCAGUGAACUCAAAUGAUUUUGGCCUCAUUGCCUUUAAAUUCCAAUUUUUACACAGUUUUGGAUUGGUGUUCAGCUUUUUUCUGAAUAUCACUGCACCCUGAAAGCCAAAACCUUUUUUGCUUUCACUUUUGAGGGUCAACAAUACACAUUCACAAGGGCACCUCAAGGACUCCUGGAGUCCCUUUUUAUAUAUGCUGCUGGGGUAAAGAGGGACCUUGAUGACCUUGUGCUCUCUGGUGUUAGUACGUAGCUCCACUAUGCUGAUGAUCUGAUGGCUUGCCGCUCUGAAGAAGCCUGCUAAAGAGACUCUGUUCUCCUUCUAAGGUGCACAGUUGAAAAACGACACAGAGCAUCACCACUGAAGUUAUGUCAGCAGAGAGUCAACUACUUGGGGAAAAUGGUCGCCGCCUCCUCUCACCAGACAGUUAAACUGCUGUCAGCAGUGCCUCCUCCACAUAAGUGAAGAUGCGCUCCUUCUUGGGCAUGAUGAAUUACUGCAGGCAUUGGUUACACUGCAGUGGACUCUGGACUCUGCCCCUGAACCCACUCAGUGGACUGAAAGCAUGACAUCUGCUGUCAGAGACUUGAAAGCUGCUCUCACAUCAGCACCAGCCAUGGGUUUGCCAGACAACAAUACGCCUUUGCAUCUGUAUGUGUGUGAGUCUAACGGCUUCACCUCGGGCAUCUUGGUUCAGAAACAUGUCUCUCAUUAUUGUCCAGUGGCUUUCUAUUCUUCUAGGCUGCCUCCUGUAGUGCAGGGGAUGCCAGCAUGCUUACCAGCUGUUGCAGCUACAGCUAGUAGCUUUUGUUCCACAUGCUGUAUUGCACAUUUUGAACAUGACUGCUGCACGUAGGUCAGGCUAUGAAGCGAUCAUUCUGUCCAGCUCUGCCAUUUCAGUUUAUAGAGCCCCACCUUAAAAUCCAGCUACACUGCUCCCAUUGAUUCAUAUGGACAAUGAGCUACUUACACAUGACUACAAGACAUUGAUUGGUUUAAUGCAAAGCCCUGUUCCAAAUUAUGAUUUGAUUUUCUUUUGUGAUGGAUCAGUAAUGCGUCCCUCAGACACCCAAUAUCUUCCUGGUUACGCCGUUGCCGCUGAAGCAGGUGUAGUAGAGGCACAUGUCAGCUCCCAUAUCUAAUCUAUUGAAAGCUGUUCUUGUCCUUUCACUUGGCUAUUGUAAAAUACUCUGCACACACAGGUAGUACUGAUUCUGUUUCUAAUGGUAACAUGUUAGCAGACAGUGCUGCCAAACAAGCCACGCUUAACCCAUCCUCUGUGGUACUUCAAUGUGCAUCCUUACAACCUCCUGUUCUUUCGCCACUCGCCUCACUAGAUGAUGUCGCGGGUGCCCAAUCCUGCGCUGACGGUUGUCAGAAAACGUGGGAAAACAAGGGUUGUACACAGAGUCCGGCUUGUGGCUCCACCCUGAUGUGUUAGCCCAGGUCGCACACAUGUAGGGAAAAGUUGGAUGGAUCAUGUGAGCUGAACCCAAUAGAGAUGCACAGUAUGCCUACAAAACAACAAAUGUAACUAAACAGUAAGACAUGACCAUCUACCGCCAACAUCAGGACCUUUGGUAAAUAUGCAAAUAGACUUUACCUCCAAGUCAGGGAUAUAAGCGUCUUCUGAUUGUUGUAGAUCAGUUCUCAAAAUCGAUUCAAGUGUUUCCCACAAGAAGAGAAGAGACAGCAACAGUGAUAAAAUGUCUAAUGAAAGAAAUAAUUCCAAAGGGAAUUAUAAGUGAUAGAGAGAACUCUUUCACAUGUAAAGCUUUCCAGCAGCUGAGCAAAGUGUAGGAAUAGAUUGGAAGUUGCAUGUUCCUUAUCAUCCCCAGAGCUCAGGACAGGACAAAAGCUGCCUAAAACCAUGCAAAUUAUUUAUAAUAGCCAGAACCUUUGCCGUUGGAGCUGUACUCUAUCAGAUGCACACCUAACAGAACAACGGGGUUAAGUCCACAUGAAGUGCUCAUGUGAAGAUCUACUGAACGUCCACAGGUGUGAGCCUGCUGCUGACAUCUCACCGUGCUACCCUGGUAUGGACAGAAGAGUCUAUGGUUGACUAUGUGCUAACCAUAACCAACAUUUUGAGAAAGUUUCAUAUACAGGUUGCUGCAGGAGCCGGGAAAGGAGGCUAUCCAUCCUUCUAAACCAGGAGACUUUGAGUUUGUGAAAUCACUAGAUAAAGUGUUUCUGUCUUCCAGGUGGAAAGGUUCUUACCAAGUGCUGCGGACCACGAGGACCCUCCUGAAGGUGGAAGGAAAACCAGAAUGGAUCCAUGCAUCAAGGUGCCGGAGAGUUUCCUCUACGCAGCCGCGCUCCUCCUCUUUUCCACAGGCAGCGUUCGGCCUUCAUCAUCAUCAUCAAGGAUGACGAUGGGAGAGGAUCACCUGAGCACAAAGGCUCAGCGGACUGUGACACGGACGAGGACGGUUGGAACGUGUGCGCUCACGUAUUCACAACGCUGACAGCUGUCCUGUUCCUUCACACACCAAAUGUGAAGAGUGUUCGCACUUCAGCAGCACUGGAAGACAAAAACAAUCCUUACAGAAGUAAAUAAAGCUCGUUACUGGACAUCAGAGGACAACAGCUACUAUGAUACUGUUAAUCCAGCUCUGUUAAUGAUGAAAGACUAUGCAAGUAACAGAAAUCUGACUGACUGACUUCAACUCAUUCCAGUUCCAUUCACCAGAGCGGACUGUAGCGUGUUUGACUGGUAUGAACUGGGUGAAGAGUUGAAUGAAACUAACCAAGGAGGUUAUUUUCCAUCACACUCCUCCUGUCCCAGAUACACAGAGAGAAGCAGUUUGUUUCAUUGUUUUAAUCUGUAUUAUCAACCUCCAGGUGUCAAUGUCUAAAAAACACAAUAGAGGUUCUUUUCAACAAAGUUAAUUUGAUUCUUGAACAAACUAGUCGCUCGUCCAGUCGACAGGUGUUCAGUUUGUCAGCUUUAUUUUUUAAUUUUAUUUUUAUUCUUAGUCCUUGUUAGUUUUUUAUCGUAUUUAGUUAAUCUCAUCCUGUUUUAAGUCAAGUUUUAGUUGACUGUUGGGCAUCUUAGUCAAUAAAAACUUUAUCUAUUCUAGUGUUGUUUUACUCAAUGAAAACUGUCUUAAUGAGUUUGGUUUGGCUAUAAAACAGCUGUAACACAUCAUCUUACUAGUUGGCUUAAUAUAGCUUAAAAAAAAACAGCUUGACGUUUCCACGGAGACGUUUACCUACCUCAGUUUCUUUGUGAUGAGCCUUAAUGUGUCUCUUCAGGUUUGUGGUAUUCUUACCACAGUUCUUACCUUUUUACUAUUGUUUCUCUUCUGAUAAAGUGAUGCAUUCAGUUUUUGUUUUCUCAGCAUAUUUGAAGCAUAUCUCAGUUUUUCUUAACAUAUCUGAUGCAUCCACAGCCGUACAGACCUAGCUCAUGACACGUCACAGGGUUUAGCAGAAUUACAGAGUGCAUGGAUUGGAUCCAGUGGGAGACUUAGUGGGAGUAUUUGGGGAUCAGCAAUCAUGUGUUUGAUCCUUGUGUCAGUAGCAGGAGUGAUGGUACUGUUCAGUCAAUGCAGUGAAAUUAGCUGAUAAUUUUGUAUUUCAAAUAUUGUUUGAGUCUUUGAUGCUUUCCUGUUUUUCAGCUCGACUAGAGAAUUGUAAUAUCGAUUAGAAACAGAGUAAAGUUCAGUUUUCUUUUGGUCCAUUUUACUUUAUGUAUCUGGAAUUUGUCAAAAAUGAUAAAGGUUGGAUUAAAAAGUGAA